Messenger RNA from Cavia porcellus (domestic guinea pig), 1780 nucleotides. RefSeq names its product coiled-coil domain containing 152 (gene Ccdc152). The transcript is spliced from 8 exons. Lineage: Eukaryota; Metazoa; Chordata; Mammalia; Rodentia; Caviidae. Bases 1172 to 1741 code for a protein of 189 amino acids. The record is from RefSeq and is a predicted model, not a curated record.
UCAUAAGCUUUUGAUUUUUUUUCUUUGUUUUUUUCUUUUUUCUUCUUCUUUUUUUUUGUUUUUUGUUUUUUGUUUUUUGUUUUGUGUGAGACAGGGUCUCACUAUAUAGCACAGGCUAUCCUGGAACACACAUAUGUAGCCAAGGCUGGUCUUGAACUUCAACGAUUCUCCUACCUUAGCCUCACUAGAACUGGGAUUACAGGCAUGCACCACCAUGCCACGUGGCCAUUAUUAUUAUUAAUCUGUAUCACACAAUAAAGAAAUUGAGACCAGUAUAAUUUAGAACUUUCCGAAGAUCACUCACUGAUAUAUGAUUCCUGCGUUGAAUAUGUGCAAGAGCCCACGCCUUAAUUAGCAGAGGCCAGACCCUAGAGAAACUCUAUUAACUGACUUUAAAAGUCUAUUUUUAAAAUUCAAGAACAAAUAUAGAAUAUUGUUUAUUCAAUAGUACUGUCUCACAAAUCAAAAUAAACCACUGUGAUUUAGUCUUUGGUUAGGGAAAGAUUUGCUAACCUGGCAGUCACUGAACGCAGAUCCCACAUUCUAAAAACCACAGGCAACAAUAGACGCGGAAAGGAGCUGGGGCCAACCUGGAGAAGACCGGAAGUGUGGUGGUGGGAACACCAGGACUGGGCACAGACCAGGCCUGGAGAAGCGCGGGCGCAUUGUUCUGGGUAGUGGCCUGCUAUGGAGGGGACAAUAAUCAACGGCGGACCGGACCGCACGUACGCCAAUUGAGGGCAAGAAACCUUCAGAAACCACAGUCUUCGGUCCCCACCUCUGAAUUAAACUUAGGCCCCUCGAGACGCCGGGUCGCGGCACAAAGAACCCGGAGCUGUAGACCUCGGCCUGGAAAACUCGAGGGUGGCGGUGAGGUAGGGAGACGCCCUGAGCCUGUCUCCUAGUGCUGCGCCUCGGGAACCUGGCUGCCGGCAUCUGGAAGAGGAGGCCUGCAACUCAAGCUAGCAGGCCUGAAGUCACGGCCGGAAGUGAGGCGGUCGCUUACUUAUGGGGAGAGUUGCAGCUGGAUCCUGACAAUCAAAAAUCAGUCUCUGCUGCUCAGGACAGAAUAUAAUAAGCACUGAAUCACCAGCUUGUUCCUGGUUUACUGGACAAGACUAUAUAACCCCUGAAAGGAUCCGGUCACAGGAAAUUGGAGGAGAGUUCAAGCAUGGAUCAAAGCAGCAACGAAUGUACAAAAAAGAUUAGCAAUGUGAAUAUUGACAAACUUAUAAAGGAUUUCUCACAGAUAGAAAAGAAAAUGAUAGAAACCAGUGGAAAGAAUAACAUACUGGAGAUUCAGUUGGAAAAGACUACCUGCUUAUUAAAAGUAAUUCAAACAAAGGAAACUUCAUUUAAAAAAGAAUGUGCUGCUCUUCAUGAUAUGAUAAAAGGGCUACAGCAGACUAUUGAAUAUCAACACAAUUUGAAAGGUGAAAAUGAAGAACUGAAAAGAAAUGCUGAUUUAGCAAAAGAAAAGCUAAAAUCUCAAGAGCAGGAACAUAUGAAUAAUAUCGCCAAACUCGAAUAUGAAAUGAAAAUCAAAGAGGAGCAACAUAAGGUAGAAAUAAGCAGACUUUAUCAAGAUAUGCAGAAAAAAGUUGAAUUAAAUGAAGAAAAGCACAAAGAUCUAAUAAAGAAAAAGGAGAAAGAAAUUUCAGAGUUAACUGAAAAGUUACUAAGUCAAGAAAAGGAAAAGCAAAAUGAAAUAAUCAAACUACAGCUGGAGGUAGGUGUUUAAGAGGCUUGAUAAACUUGAUAGUGUGUAUUCCUUAGUCUG